CGCUGCGGCGCGCGGGGCGGGUUCUCGGGCUCACGCGUCCCUGCGCACGCCCGGGCGCCUUUGAGCCCCAGUCGUUGGGCCCCAGCCCGGGGUGUCCGGCUGUGCGCGAGGCAAGAUGUUGAGGCGCAGCUUGGAAAACCGGGACGCUCAAACGAAACAACUGCAAGAUGCCGUCACAAACGUGGAGAAGCAUUUUGGAGAGCUGUGCCAAAUCUUUGCUGCUUAUGUGCGGAAAACUGCCAGACUACGAGACAAAGCAGACCUCCUGGUGAAUGAAAUCAACGUAUAUGCCUCCACAGAGACCCCACAUUUAAAGCAGGGCCUGAAAAACUUUGCUGACGAGUUUGCCAAACUUCAGGAUUAUCGACAAGCAGAGGUUGAAAGACUUGAAGCCAAAGUAGUUGAACCUUUGAAAGCUUAUGGAACCAUUGUAAAAAUGAAACGAGAUGACCUCAAAGCAACAUUAACAGCAAGGAAUCGAGAAGCUAAACAGUUAACUCAGUUAGAAAGAACACGUCAGAGAAACCCAUCUGAUCGACAUGUUAUUUCACAGGCAGAAACUGAAUUACAGAGAGCUACCAUGGAUGCUACCCGAACAACUCGCCAUCUGGAGGAAACUAUUGACAGUUUUGAAAAGCAGAAAAUAAAGGAUAUAAAGACAAUAUUUUCAGAAUUUAUCACCAUCGAAAUGUUAUUUCAUGGCAAAGCUUUAGAGGUCUACACUUCUGCCUACCAAAAUAUACAGAAGAUUGAUGAAGAAGAAGAUUUAGAGGUUUUCCGAAAUUCUCUGUGUCCACCAGAUUAUUCAUCUCGUUUAGAUAUCGUAAGAGCAAAUUCCAAGUCACCUCUUCAGAGAUCACUGUCAACUAAGUGUGUAUCUGGAACAGGACAGGUAUCCACCUGUCGACUAAAAAAAGAUCAACAAACAGAAGAUGAUGAUGAUGAAGAGGAUGAAGACUUAGACAUUACCGAAGAAGAAAAUUAAUUUUCUUAUGUAAACUUUGCAUUUCCAUUUUCAUCUUAAAUGACUUGAUAUCCAGAAUUACUCAACUGUAAAACUUUAUACUGGCUUGAUACAUUAAACCUCAAGAUGAAAUCCUACCAGAAACAGAGAAGUUAUUAAAGGAAAUUUAUGCUAACCAAAAA
Molecule: messenger RNA, 1146 nt
Organism: Phacochoerus africanus (Common warthog)
Lineage: Eukaryota; Metazoa; Chordata; Mammalia; Artiodactyla; Suidae
Gene: CIBAR1
Product: CBY1 interacting BAR domain containing 1
Exons: 9
Coding region: 116-985 (289 amino acids)
Biological process (GO): cilium assembly
Cellular component (GO): ciliary transition zone; ciliary basal body
Source: RefSeq, a predicted model, not a curated record